Myzus persicae (green peach aphid) is the source of this 1804-nucleotide messenger RNA. RefSeq lists its product as uncharacterized. The record is from RefSeq and is a predicted model, not a curated record. NCBI's taxonomy places the organism in Eukaryota, Metazoa, Arthropoda, Insecta, Hemiptera, Aphididae. The transcript has 2 exons. The coding region runs from base 158 to 1096 and encodes 312 amino acids.
AUUCACAACCAUUCAUUGCACCGCUCAUCGUCGGCAACCGCGGCCGGGCAUUCACGUCGUUCCACACACAACUGACGACACGCAUACACGUGUGUCCACGCGAUCACAAAUCGCAUUGUUUCUACCGCGACACUGCACCGUUUGCCUGUCCACCACGAUGGCCAAGUACGUAGCAGCGCUGGUGUUGGCGGUUACCGUCGCCGCGGCUCUUGCGGUCGAACAGACAGUGCUGUCCCCUGAACAGCAGCCACAGCAGCAGCAGCAGAACAGCGCCGACGAAGGCGUCUCCUGGGCCGAAGUGAUCGCGUGCUACAAGAAGCCUCAAGCGGCCCUCGGAUGCCUGGAAUCGCGCAUGAGUCGCGCCAUGGUGUCGAUGCGCGACACGGCCGUCGGACUGGCCCACAGCGACCCGGACACCGCGGCCGAGGACGUGGCCGGCGUCGGAGAUCUGGUCCAACAGAUCGGCGAUUUCAUCACGUACGGCAUUUCCAGUUACUUCAACGGCGGCGACAACGGCGGCGGUGGUGAAGAAGACGAGACCUCGGCGCCGUCCGCCGGCGGGUCACCCGUCAACGCCCCGAAAGACCUCGACCAAGGCAGAGGACAUCAUAAGAAGAAAAAGAUCCAAAAGGAAAUCAAGAAAUUCGUGUUGAAAGUUUUGUUUGGUAUCUAUCUGUUCAAGCAAAAGAUCAAGAUGAUCAUUAUGACAAUCCAAUCGAUAUUGAUGAGCAAGUUCUUAGUCAUCGCAAUGAUCUACGCCAUUUCCAAUACCUUCAAGAUAUGGUACGAUAUCAAGUGGGGUAAGCACGGUCACCACGACAAAGUUGUGUACUACGAGAAUGCUCACCACCAACACCAUUACGAGCCACCAGAGCACGGAGAGUAUGAUGACCAUCACGACCAUCACGGUUGGGGAAGUAGCAUUUGGGGUAGGAGUAUUGUGGCCACCGAACCUUCGGUAAUAGAACCAUCUAAUGGUGGUUCACCUGGUUCUCAAGAUGGUAUCAGCCGUUAUAUCAGACGUGUGUCCAGGACCGCGCCACCCCAGGCUGGAGCACAACCCAUGGCCUAUAAAGCUCAAAUUCCGAGUCAAUAAACAGCCACACUUUCCAAUUUAUCUUCACCCUAACCAAAACUAGAAAAUAUUAGGACAUUUUUUUUAAAUAUCGUUAUUUUUCUAACUAUUACAUUAUCUGUAAACUACAAAGAGUGACGAGUGUAAUACAAUUUAUAAUUGAAUAUGCAUUCGUCGAAGGCUAAUUAUUCAGAAGGAUGAGCCGAUCACGGGAAUCGGCAAUCUUAUAGACAAACUCUUUCGUCUGACUAUAUAAAUCAAAAGACGUUAUGAGGAAACAUUCUUAUUCUAUGGAAAGUAAUUUUCCUGUAAUUCCUAUACUAGGCCAUAAUAUUAUCAUUAACUUGUAUGCACUCCUUAUUUAUUAUAUAUCAUACUUUUAUUUAAUUAGGAUCGUAAUCAUCCUUAACAAAAUAAAAUUAAGAUUAUAUAUAGUUUGACAACUCAUUAGUCUGGUCAGUUAGAUUAUAUUUAAUAAUUAAUUUUCGAAACUUAUAGUUUUAGUGUAAAAGACUUUUGUUUGUUUACUUAAUUUAAACUAAUAUAUUGCACUUAAAUUAAUGUUAAAACAGUUAGUUUGUCGUUUGUAUGAUAAUCAUGCACGUCGCAUACCUAUACGCAAAUAUAACAAGCAUGACAUUUACGGGAUAAAACCUGGCCUAAGAAAUUGCUCAAUAUUUUUGGUUUCAAUAACAAUAGUUAAAUGUCAAUCAAUGUAUUAAUUUAAUU